ACCUUUGUUAUAGUUUUAAGGAUGUUGUCUCAUUCCAUUCCAUAAAUAAUUAAUUCAAGAUUUUGGUUUCAUUCUUUCAACAAGACAACAAUGUCGCUUUUAAGGUCGUUCAGGUACGCUGUUUCUGUUUCAAUUCCUAAUUCUCAUCCUUUUCAUUCAUCAAUUUCAAAACCAUACUCUCAUUCUCCACAACAGUUUAGUCAUGAAUUUGAUGCUGUUUCCUUGUUCAAUCGAAUGCUUCAUAUGAAACCUACCCCUCCCAUGAUUCAGUUUGGCGAGAUUUUAGGUUCCCUUAUGAAGACUAAACAUUACCCCACUGUUGUUUCCCUUUGUCAACAAAUGGAAUCAGGCGGACUUUCUCCAGAUUUUGUAACUCACAACACCCUCAUCAAUUCUUUCUGUCAAUUAGGUCAUCUCACUUUUGCUUUUUCUGUCUUGGCCAAAAUUCUCAAGAGGGGUUAUCAACUAGAUACUAUAACUUUGAAUAUAUUACUCAAGGGUUUUUGUCUCAAAGGUCAAGUUCAUAAAGCACUGAACAUUCAUGAUAAGGUAGUAGCUCAAGGAUUUCAUUUAGACCAAUUUAGUUAUGGGACAUUGAUCAAUGGGUUAUGCAAAGUUGGAAAAACAAAUGCGGCCCUAAAAGUGCUGAGACAAGUUGAUGGGAAACUUGUUCAACCUAAUGUGGUCAUGUACACUACAAUUAUUGAUAGUUUAUGUAAAGAUAAAAAUCUUAUUGAUGCAUUUGAUUUAUACUCUGAAAUGAUUGCCAAAAGAAUUUCUCCCAAUGUUUUCACUUACAAUUCUUUAAUCUAUGAUUUUUGUAUUGUUGGUCAAUUGAAGGAAGCGAUUCGUUUGUUAAAUAGAAUGAAAUUGGAAAACAUUAUCCCAGAUGUGUACAUCUUUAGUACAUUGAUUGAUGCUUUUUGUAAAGAAGGUAAAGUGGAAGAAGCUAAAAUACUUUUGGCUUUGAUGAUGAAAAAAGGCGUUGCACUUGAUGUUGUUAGUUAUAACACUUUAAUGGACGGAUAUUGUCUUGUAAAUAAAAUGAACAAAGCCAUGGAUAUUCUAAACAUUAUGUCUCGAAAAGGAGUGGUUGCUAAUGUUCGGAGCUACAGCAUCAUUAUUAAUGGACUUUGUAAGGUUAAAAUGGUUGAUGAAGCUAUAAAGAUCUUUGAAGAAAUGCAUUGCAAACAAAUUUUUCCUAAUACGGUAACUUACAAUACCCUUAUAGAUGGUUUGUGCAAAUCUGGGAGAAUAUCACAUGCUUUGAAACUUGUCGAUAAGAUGCAUGAUAGAGGUCAACCGCCUGAUAUAGUUACUUACAAUUCUAUAUUGGAUGGUUUAUGCAAAAACCAUCAGGUUGACAAGGCAAUUGAAUUGGUGACGAAAUUUAAAGACCAGGGUAUUCAACCAAAUUUGUACACAUACAGUAUUCUUAUCAAUGAAUUGUGCAAAAGUGGAAGACUAAAGGAUGCACAAAACAUUUUUGAAGAUCUUUUGGUUAAAGGCUACCAUCUAGAUGUCUAUACAUAUAAUGCUAUGAUAAGGGGAUUUUGUAUCAAGGGCUUGUUUGAUGAAGCACUGGCCAUGAUGUCAAAAAUGAAAGAUAAUGGUUGCAUUCCGGAUGCUCUAACUUAUGAAAUGUUGAUUUAUUCUUUGUUGGGAAAAGAUGAAAAUGAUAUGGCAAAGAAACUUCUUCUUGAAAUGAUUGGGAGAGGUCUGUUGUAAGACUGAUACUAGAUGCUUCACCUCUUGGGGAAGAAUGUUUUUGUAUUAGUGUAUCUUUUGGUAAGUGUUUUUAUACUUCACUACCUGAUAGAUUGGUGAGUUCUAACUUGAAGGAAAUCAGUAGAAUAUUAAAUUUAGUGGUGUCUUAUGAGUGUUGUUGGGUUGGGUUUGUACAAAUUGUAUUACACCUCUAGCCAGUACUUUCAACAAUAUCAAAUAUCCUGACAGUACUAUAUGUGAUAAAAUUCCAUUUCAAUAGAGUUUGAAAGAAACAAGAUGAGUUUUAAUAUCUUUAUAAUGUCAUUUCUAUAUUGCAAUGACAAUACUUCAAUUAAUUCAAUGUUCCUUUGAAUUCUUUUCCAUCAAAAUCUCUGCCAUCAAGUAUCAACUGGAAUGGUAAGACACUUUGUAGAUGCUAUAUGUUCUUAGUUGUUUGGUAAUGAAUAGUUUCUCUAUGAAUUACCAUAUCAUUGACCAUUGUCUUGUUCUUAGUUGAUUGGAAUUUGUUGAUUUCUUGACUCUUUAUGUCAAAGACAAUGCAUACAAGAAAGGAUUCAGGUUUAAGAUUUUUACCCACGAAUUUGUGCAAUUGAUUUUUGAGUCUGUUUUAUUUUCUUUAAGUUGAGAAAUGGGAAUUAUUUUUCCUAUCAAUCAUUUUGUAGAACGUUGCCUACUCUAUAUUAGUUUGUGUUAUUUUAUGAUAAUAUUUAGUUGUUGAUGAAGCAUCUGUUGUUUCAAGUCCUGUAUUGGUUUUAAUUUCACUUUCUUCUAAGAAUUAUGCAAUGGCAAAUCUAUUGUUUUUAUUAUAUUAUGAUAUGAAUGCUGAGGAAGAGAAACAAUACGUGGUUGCUCAGAUGUCGAUAGAAACUGAAGAAAAUUUUGUAUGGAAAGUUCAAAGACUCGAUCAGUCUCGAGGAGGAUUAGUAACUUGUUGACAGAUGUAUUGGCUUUUUGAGUGGUUAAUAUGAUCCCAUAAACUGACUUUUAAGCUGACUGAUGCAAGCUGGUUAACUAGUGUAUAAAAGUGAUUCAAUGUUUUAUUAUACUAUAAACAACUGAAAUAAUAGUUUCAGGUGCAAUACUCA
Vicia villosa (hairy vetch) is the source of this 2813-nucleotide messenger RNA. RefSeq names its product pentatricopeptide repeat-containing protein At3g22470, mitochondrial-like. Lineage: Eukaryota; Viridiplantae; Streptophyta; Magnoliopsida; Fabales; Fabaceae. The record is from RefSeq and is a predicted model, not a curated record. Gene Ontology annotation, molecular function: protein binding. The transcript has 2 exons. Bases 91 to 1728 code for a protein of 545 amino acids.